AUGACUAAGAACUGGACCGAAGCACAGAGUUACUGCAGAGAGAAGUACACUGACCUGGUUACCAUUGACAACCCAGAGGAAAUGAACAGAUUGAUUAACAGGGUAAACCUCACUGGUUAUACUGGACCAGCAUGGAUAGGACUGAAGAAGGGAAAUUCGUGGAAAUGGCAGUGGUCCCUGGAAGAGAGACGUCUCUACAGUGAUGGACAGACUGGGUUUUGGAACUGGGACACCAGCGUAGGAGCACCUCACACUGCGGAUGGGAAUACCAACUGUGUGGGGAUGAGACACAAUGGGAAAUGGAAUGAUAUUGGCUGUGCCUCUAAAUCUCCCACAGGAUUCUUUGUUUGUUAUGAUGGGAGAAAACAAACCAAUCAGAGCUACGUCUUCAUUAAUCAAAGUAAUAAGACCUGGUCGGAGGCACAGAGAUACUGCAGAGAGAAUUAUACAGACCUGGUCAGUGUGAGGAACCAGACUGAGAAUGAUCUCAUACACAACAUGUUUAGAAGUGGAACCUUUGUGUGGAUCGGUCUGUACAAAGACAACUGGCAGUGGUCAGACCAGAGAAACUCCUCAUUCCGCUACUGGGCACCAGGAAAACCUGAUAAUUUUGAUGGGAAUGAGAAGUGUACUAUAGCCUCGAUCACACAGACACUCGAUGGAACGUGGGAUGAUCGACAGUGUGGUGAAAAUCACCCGUUCAUAUGUUAUGAUGAUCACCUGAUUUUGGUCCAGGAGAACAUGACCUGGAAUGAAGCCUUGAACUACUGCAGAGAAAACUACACAGACCUGGUGUCUGUCCACAGUAAUGAGACUCAGCAGUGGGUGGCGAGGAUGGCUGAAAAUGCCACCAGUGAUCAUGUGUGGUUGGGUCUGCGCUUCUCUUGUACUCUGAGCUUCUGGUUCUGGGUCAGUGCAGAACCUGUCUGCUAUGACAACUGGUUCCUAGGUAAUGGGACUGGAACUGGACACUGUGGGAACACUGGGGCUGUACAAUCUGGAGGAGAACAUCAGUGGGUCAGUCUGCCUGAGACUCAGAAACUCAACUUCAUCUGCUUCCAUUGUUAAGGGAAUCCGGUGUCUUUCUGCACCAAAUCUGCACCGUUCAUCUGAGGUCUUCUAAGA
Messenger RNA from Scleropages formosus (Asian bonytongue), 1125 nucleotides. RefSeq names its product macrophage mannose receptor 1-like. The record is from RefSeq and is a predicted model, not a curated record. The coding region runs from base 1 to 1068 and encodes 355 amino acids. Lineage: Eukaryota; Metazoa; Chordata; Actinopteri; Osteoglossiformes; Osteoglossidae. The transcript has 4 exons.